AUGGCGACCUUCAAGCGAUGCAAACUUCUUUUUUCCCUCUACAUUCUUCUCCCUUUGGCUAUUCUCGCAAACCCAGCUCAUGGGGCUCCUUAUCAGACUCGUAUUCUUGAGACCGGCAGUACCUUCAGUGCUCCAGAUCCACAUGGCCCAUGGCAAAUGAUUCCCAGCAAUCCCACCGAAGACCUGGCCUACAUCAAAACCACCAAUACCGGAACUGGGAAGGUAGAGGUUCACAUCGCGUCGGGUUCAUCUGGAUUCAGGACUCGCACCCUUGAAGUUGGGACAACAUUUGUCUCUGAGGAUAAUGGAACGUGGCAACUGAUUGAUGCAGACGGUGAUGGCAGACCUGAUCUUGUUUACAUUAAGACCAGGAAUACCGGGACCGGUAGGGUGGAGGUACACAUUGCGUCCGCGUCAUCCAACUAUCAGACACGUAUUCUGGAAACGGGAACCACGUUCUACCCGGAGGAUAAUGGUGUUUGGCAGAUGGCAGACUUCGACCAUGAUGGAAAGCUGGAUCUAAUUUAUAUUAAGACCCGUAAUACGGGCACAGGGAAGGUCGAAGUGCACGUGGCAUCUGGAGCGUCAAACUACCAGAGGCGAAUCCAGGAGGUUGGGACGACAUUUUACUCAGAAGACAAUGGCGCCUGGCAGAUGGUCGACUUCGAUCGCGAUGGAAAAUUGGAUCUAGCUUACAUCAAGACUCAGAACACGGGAACUGGAAAGGUUGAGGUGCAUGUUGCGUCUGGCUCGUCCACCUACAACACUCGCGUUCAGGAGGUUGGCACGACCUUCUACCCGGAGAACAAUGGAUUCUGGGAAUUGAGUGAUUUCAAUCACGAUGGCAUCCUUGAUCUAGUAUAUAUCAAGACGCACGACACCGGAACUGGAAGCAUUGAAGUCCAUGUGGCGUCAGGGAAGUCGUGA
This is a messenger RNA of Aspergillus nomiae NRRL 13137, 927 nucleotides long. RefSeq names its product FG-GAP repeat domain-containing protein. NCBI's taxonomy places the organism in Eukaryota, Fungi, Ascomycota, Eurotiomycetes, Eurotiales, Aspergillaceae. The record is from RefSeq and is a predicted model, not a curated record. The transcript has a single exon. The coding region runs from base 1 to 927 and encodes 308 amino acids.